GCCAGGGGGAUGGCAGGCUGCUGUCACGACUUCGCCAUGCUCCUCAUUCCCAAGCAGCAAGUCAGCAACUCAACUGAUCGUCGCAGCAUCAGUGCACAGGGCACUCGAGCUCCUCAGCCGGCGAAGAGCAGUGUCAGGCGCUGCAUGCUGCCGCCGUCGAGCAGCUGCGGCAGCCAUGCCGAUCGCCAAGGCGCUCCGGCGCUCGCCCGGCUAUCUGUACGCUAAGAUGUAUUGUCUGGCCCUGGCCGUCUCGCUCUUCUCGGCAAGACCCAUCUCGCGUCGGCUGUCGCCCGAACAGCUGGCACAACUGCAGAGGCUGCACAGCCUCGUGCCGCACUUGCAGAUGCCGGCGCAUCUCGUGCCUCGAGGGAGCCAUGCUGCGCCUGCGCUGUCGCAUCGUAGAGCAACGACAUCAGGUAGCAGUGAAGCUCUGCAGAUUCAUGGGACCCAGCAUGCUCACCAGGUCAUUCGCAAAGCGCCAAAGCGAGCUCCGUCCUUCUCCUGGGCGCUCAAGUCCCUCGCGCACGAUGCUCCCUCCUUCGCCUUGCCUUCGCCACAGGGCCUAGCGGAGCGGAUGCAGCGUAGCCUCAAGCUACUUUCCGAGCUGCCGCGACGCUGGCUGCUGAGAAUUCAAGAUCUCGCUCAGGUGCGACGGCGGAUGCGCCUCGAUGAACGCGAAGCUAGACGCUGUCCUGAGCUCGAGCGAGAUGCUGCUGUUCGUGUCGGAUUGACGAUGCAUCCUCAAGAGACGGCCUUCGUCGCGCAACGUCGAGUCGCGAUCGCUGAGUCUGCAGCCCUGUCAAAACUGCUCGGCUUGCCUGAGGGCACGAAGGUGCACCCUGACGAUGUGCCAUUGGUCGCGCUUUGUGGCUCCGGAGGAGGCUACCGUGCCAAGUUCGGCUUCACAGCUGCGCUCGAGGUGCUGAAGCGCCAAGGCGUGUGGGAUGUGGCGACAUGGACUGCCGGCGUCAGUGGGAGUUGCUGGUCAAUAGCAGCGCUUUACACAGUAGCGAAUCUCUGUCCGACGGCGCUCAUGGCACACUACGUGACGGUCGCACAUGAGGGCUUGCAUCCGCUCAGCCGUGGCGUUCUUGAUGUGGUAGCACGCUCGAAGCAAGGCACCUACUUCCUGCUCGCGCCGCUGCUUGCCAAGGCUCGUUCUGGCGUCGUCGGACUAGGCUUGAUGGAUCUGUACGCGACGAUGACGACUUGCUAUCAGUUCCUAUCUCGCAGCCCGCACGCUCGGCCUCGGCUCUCGCGCUCCACUUUCUCCUGGGCACAAGUAUUUGAGCGGACGGGCAUCGCGGCAGGACAAACACCACUGCCGAUCCUCACGGCCGUGCGUAGAGAUCAUACGGAGGGCACGCCGCCGUAUCAGUGGUGGGAGGCGACGCCGCUCGAGGUCGGCAGCCCCGAGGCUGGCAGAUGGGUGCCGACCUGGUCAUUCGGACGCACGUUCCGCAACGGCGCCUCCACGCAGCGCAUCCCAGAGACAUCUCUCGCGCUGCUGCUUGGUUACUGCACGAGUGCACCAGCUGGACCCCUAACCGGCUACGUCUCUGCGCUCAUCGCAAGUCUCCCUGUCGACACGUGGGCAAGCAUUGCCCUCGGCAAGCUCAACACCUUCAUUCAGCACCGCCGCUUCGAGCGCCGCUGGGGCAACCUCAUUCGCGCCGCCGACGAGCCGAACCCGCUCGUCGGCGAGGAAGCCGUCGGCUGGGAGCGCAAGCGGCGGCUCAAGCUCUUCGACGCGGGGCUAGCCAACAAUCUUCCUAGCCACAUCCUCACCACCGAGAGCCGGCAGGCGGACAUCGUGCUCGCCUUCGACUACAGCUCCGACGUGCAGAACGACGCCGCCUUUGCUCGUCUGUCCACGUUCGGCCAGCAGCGCAGCCUCACGUUGGUGCCACGGCAGCGGCUCGAGCCCUUUGCCGCGCUCGAGCCGCUCGCAGCCGAUGAGGACGGCAGCAUCGAGACGCGCUUCGCCGGCCGCUACGCUCAGAUCAUCGAUGUCUGGCGGGCCGAGCGUCCGGACGAUGCAGGGUUGCAGCACGAACGUCCGAGCGGCGAGCCGCACAUGUGCAUCGUGUACUGUCCGCUGCUGCCGCAUCGCUCGCAGCGUGGCUUUGACCCCUCGCAACUCGUACAAUCUGGUCUGGAAGCCCGAGCAGGUCGACGUGCUGGCACGCACAUCGCGGGCGUGCGUCGAGGAGUAUGUGGCACCGGCGGUGCGCACCGUGCUCCGUGAGGUGUGGGCGCGCAAGAAGGCACGGAGAGAGCGCAGACAGGCAAUCACACGAAGAGACUGAGAAAGCGGUCGAUCAUAUUUGGCUUGGCGAUCAGCCAGCGGCCCGGAAAGACGGAUGUACAGAGAGGAGAGGGGGGUGCGUUCGGCUCCGCGCAGGAGGCAGCAGAUGUGAAGCUACAAGAAGGGCGAGACGAGGCAAGGGAGGCUGUGGCCGUCGACCCUGGACCGUGCGUAUGUGCUGCGGGAAGGGGUGCGAGAGAAGUUCCAGGAGAGGUGACGUUUGCGAGCUGAGUUCCGAGGGACUGAGAAGAUUAUUGACCUAUAGCAGCGCUUGCGA
Messenger RNA from Tilletiopsis washingtonensis, 2585 nucleotides. Its product is annotated as FabD/lysophospholipase-like protein. Gene Ontology annotation, cellular component: cytosol. The record is from RefSeq and is a predicted model, not a curated record. Gene Ontology annotation, molecular function: A2-type glycerophospholipase activity. The coding region runs from base 176 to 2248 and encodes 690 amino acids. Gene Ontology annotation, biological process: glycerophospholipid catabolic process. Lineage: Eukaryota; Fungi; Basidiomycota; Exobasidiomycetes; Entylomatales. The transcript has 9 exons.